AUGGACGCAAGCUCACUCCCAGAGUUCAAGAUCCUCUCCCAUCCAACGAAAUGGGACGGGAUCGACUAUGAUCAACAACAACAACAACAAUCGUCAACAACAGACGACGAUAUCACCCUCAAUGCGACCUCAUCAUGGACAUACUGCGGGCCCCUCCUCCCCCUGAACGCAAAGAACCUGCCCUCCUCAUUCCAUACCUGGGCCCAGGCUACCGUCAACGGCUCAAUCGUGGACCCAUUAUUCUCGUUUCUGGAAUUUGUCCACGAAUUCCUCGCAGCAAAUGAUAUAUCAACCUACUGGCUGACAAUACGCGCAAGCCAAGGCUCCGACGAAUUCGAUGUUCCGCGAUGGCACACGGAUGAUUUAUUCUUUUCACCGGGGGCAUCCAAUACCCCCGAAUCCCAGUCCAAAUCCAUCUCCAAAUCCAAGUCUCAAAACCGCCGAUCUCUACUCCCCUCCUUCACCAACGCGACCAAAUUCCACAAACGAACAACAUCUCAUCUCUCCCACUUCCGCAAACCAAGCAAAGACUACAAUUCAUCUACGAGCGUGAAUACCGAAACCACAAACGAAAAACAACCAACACCAACACCCCCCUCCGUCCAAAUAACCAGUUCCACCCCCAACCCCACAAACUGGAAACUCACCACCACCCUCCUCGGCCCAGGAACACUCUUCAUCGCACCACACCUCAACGCCCAAGCCCGCGCCCUCCAACGAACAACCAAAAUGACCAUCCGCUCCGCAAACCCAGAUCACAUCUGCCUCUCCAUCCGCUGCGUAGGAUGUGCGUCAGCCGCAGAGUCUGUACGGGCUACACUUGCCGCAGCGCUGGGCGGGUACCGCAAUCAAUGCAACGGUGACGGCGAUGGAACUGGUCAUUGCGGUGAUGGUGAUUUAGACGGGAAAGGCAUUAUCCAGGCCCAACAAGGCGAAUGUGUAUUCUUCCGCGUUGGCGAGGAUGAAGGCGCGGUGCACUCGGAACCGAUGUCCCAUGGGGAUCGGGUGUUUGUUAAUGUUGUGCCGGGUUGUGAGGAGGAUUUGAGGUGUUUGAUGGCGAAGUGGGGGAUGGAGUAUCCGAGGGCUUGGUGUGUGGGGUUACCGUUUCAGGGGGUUGAGGGGGGUUGUUGGAGGAAUGUUGGUGAGGUUUGA
This is a messenger RNA of Penicillium subrubescens, 1152 nucleotides long. RefSeq lists its product as uncharacterized. The record is from RefSeq and is a predicted model, not a curated record. The transcript has a single exon. The coding region runs from base 1 to 1152 and encodes 383 amino acids. NCBI's taxonomy places the organism in Eukaryota, Fungi, Ascomycota, Eurotiomycetes, Eurotiales, Aspergillaceae.